AUGCUGCCCAUCUGGCUGAGCACGAUCGUGUACUCGGUGGUGUUCACCCAGAUGGCGUCGCUGUUCGUGGAGCAGGGCGCCACCAUGAACACUAACAUCGGGUCGUUCCACUUCCCCGCCGCGAGCAUGUCGCUGUUCGACGUCCUCAGCGUGCUGGUGUUCAUCGCCAUCUACCGGCGGGUCCUGGUGCCCGUCAUGGCACGGCUGUCGAGCAACCCGCAGGGCCUGACCGAGCUGCAGCGCAUGGGCGUCGGGCUCGUGAUCGGCAUGGCGGCGAUGGUGGUGGCGGGCGUGGUGGAGGUGGAGCGGCUGAAGCGCGUGGCAGCCCCGGACCAGCCGAGCUCCCUGAGCGUGCUGUGGCAGGUGCCGCAGUACGCGCUGAUUGGGGCGUCGGAGGUGUUCAUGUACGUGGGGCAGUUGGAGUUCUUCAACGGGCAGGCGCCCGACGGCGUCAAGAGCUUCGGCAGCGCGCUGUGCAUGGCGUCCAUCUCGCUGGGGAACUACGUGAGCAUCAUGCUGGUGAGCGUGGUCACGAGCCUCACCGCCGGGGAGAAGCGUCCGGGGUGGAUCCCUGGGAACCUCAACUCCGGCCACCUGGACAGGUUCUACUUCCUCCUCGCCGCGCUCUCGCUCGUCGACCUCGCCGUGUACAUCGCCUGUGCCAUGUCGUACAAGGGCAUCAAGCUUGACGGCGGCGACGGCGAUAGGAGGAGAAAGGUCUCUGCGCAUGUCUAG
Molecule: messenger RNA, 735 nt
Organism: Miscanthus lutarioriparius
Lineage: Eukaryota; Viridiplantae; Streptophyta; Magnoliopsida; Poales; Poaceae
Source: the annotation of a GenBank genome assembly